Messenger RNA from Mercenaria mercenaria, 1954 nucleotides. Its product is annotated as sulfotransferase 1B1-like. Lineage: Eukaryota; Metazoa; Mollusca; Bivalvia; Venerida; Veneridae. The transcript has 8 exons. The coding region runs from base 760 to 1662 and encodes 300 amino acids. Gene Ontology annotation, biological process: sulfation. The record is from RefSeq and is a predicted model, not a curated record. Gene Ontology annotation, cellular component: cytoplasm. Gene Ontology annotation, molecular function: sulfotransferase activity.
AUUUGGGUUUGGUGUUCUGCAGUUGUUUUCAUGUAUUUCAGCCAAAUUGCUCGAGGGUGAGGCAGGGUUGAUGACGACGAGUUUACUAAAUGAAUCAGUGGUCUAAACACAUAGGUCGGCGUGAAUCUAAAUACAGAUAUUUGGAGGACGAGGAACCGUGAAGUGCCAUCAGCUUCGACCAAACUACCUUUAUGAGAGAAGGUUCACCAUAUUUUUCGGGACCCGCUCUUUUGCUGUUUUGCUAAAAUGAUGCCAUAGUGCGUGCUAUUUUGCGGCGCCAACUAAAUACUAACAUGAAAUUGUAAUACAAGUCUUUGUGAAUAUGUAUAACAGUAGGAGUAAGGAUUCGCUGCUGGAAUGAUUUGCUGUUAUUCUGUGCUUCUGCUAUUCUGAACAAUUUUGCUGCUUAAUUUUGCUGCUUAAUUCGACAGAACAUAUUGACAAAUAAUUUGUGCUUAUUAUAGCAGAAGUUAGUUUGCUUAAAACAAUUGAAGAUAAAUAACAGUUUGCUGCUUUAUGGAGGAUUCACGCCAAUAUCCGCCAAACCUAGGCUUUUUAUGUAACGGAAUAAUAAAAGAGAUUGAGAACCUACGCCAGGAUUGCUGAUAUAUUUAGCCCUGUGACAUGUAUAAUAGAUAGGUCUGGUAAACCGAUUGAAUUUCGCCUUUUUUCCUGUCAGUUAUUUGUUGCCCGCUAAACAAGGAGCUUUAAUACGGUGUUACAAAGAGAAACACAAGAUAGUUUGGAAGGAUUUAUAUAAUGACGGAAGUAAAGGUCCCGGAUGCUGGUGGUGCCACAAUGAAGAUGGUGGACAUUGGAGGAUUCAUACAUCCAAAUUUUUACAGAUCUGGGCCGGAAGCUCAACAACUUUUCGACACCGUUCCAAAUUACAUAUUCCGCAAUGACGAUAUUAUGCUUUGCACAUUUAGUAAGACAGGCACAAACUGGGUAUUUGAAAUACUCAUGAUGAUUUUAAACAGGUCUGCGAAGCGAAUAGAAACGAACAAAAGUUUAACAAUGCUCGAAUGUGUAACUGCUGAGGAGACAGACCAGCAACCAUCACCGAGAGUGGUGAAUUGUCAUUUUCCGCCAAGAUUUCUCCCUCUGGCUGGUAUGAAGGCAAAGCAGAUCAAGACAGUUUUAUGUUUACGGAAUCCCAAAGACACAGCUGUAUCAUAUUACAAUCAUAUGAAGGGUUUCAAAUCAUACGAUUACGAUGGUAAAUGGGAAGACUGGUUGCCAGUGUUUGUGCAAGGAAAAUUGGAAUAUGGGAGGUACAGUGAAUAUUUGUUGAAAUGGCAGCGCGAAGUACAGAAUGAUCCAGGAUUCCCUCUGCACAUUAUGUUCUAUGAAGAUCUGAAAAUGAAUGGGAGAGAAGAGCUGGAUAAGUUGCUAAAGUUUCUCGACAUACAGUUAGAUGAACAACUGAAAAAUGACAUCAUUGACACGUGCGGUUUUAAGAAAAUGUCUGAGGAGAAAGGAGAAGGCAAAAUAUAUGAAGAGUACAGCAAACCAGGUUUCAAAUUCUUUCGUAAAGGGCAAGUUGGAGACUGGAAGAACUGGUUUACUGUUGCACAGAAUGAAAUGUUUGAUAAAAUUUGGGAAAACGAAACAAAAGACUUGGAAGUGUUCAAGUUCAAGUAUACUUUGAAUAACGACUAAUCUCAUAGAAAGUUUGUAAAACUGCUUAGGAUUAAUUGUAUAAGGACAAAAGACUUGGAAGUGUCCAAGUUCAAGUAUACUUUGAAUAACGACUAAUCUCAUAGAAAGUUUGUAAAACUGUUUAGGAUUAAUUGUAUAAGGGCAUCGUUUAAACAUACAGGUACCUUUAAUAUAUCUGGGAAUCAUUUUUCCAUUUCAUGUAACGUAGCAUUUUACAAUACAUGCAUUAUUUCUUUAUAGUGCAUAUAGUGUAAUUAAUAAGAUUUACCUACACUAAGUUUGGUGUCAUUGA